Andrographis paniculata is the source of this 570-nucleotide messenger RNA. Its product is annotated as protein LATERAL ORGAN BOUNDARIES-like. The record is from RefSeq and is a predicted model, not a curated record. The transcript has a single exon. Lineage: Eukaryota; Viridiplantae; Streptophyta; Magnoliopsida; Lamiales; Acanthaceae. Bases 4 to 570 code for a protein of 188 amino acids.
ACAAUGGCGUCGUCUUCAACCUCCUACAACUGCCCCUGCGCAGCCUGCAAAUUCCUUCGUCGGAAGUGCAAACCAGGCUGCAUUUUCGCGCCAUACUUCCCGCCGGAGGAUCCUCAGAAAUUCGCGAAUGUCCACAAGAUCUUCGGCGCCAGCAACGUCACGAAGCUCCUGAACGAUCUCCAUCCCCACCAGCGCGACGACGCCGUCAAUUCUCUGGCGUUCGAGGCGGCGGCACGCGUCAGAGAUCCCGUCUACGGCUGCGUCGGCGCCAUAACUUUUCUGCAGAAGCAGGUCGAUCGUCUCCAGAAGGAGCUCGACGCCGCCAAUGCCGAUUUGAUUCGAUUCGGCUGCAAUAACGAUGAUGCUGUUUUAAACCCUAGCGCCGCCGCGGAACUGCCGCCGCCGGUGGACAGAAAAUUGGGCGGCGGCGGCGGCGGUGGCGGUAGUGGUGGUGGAAUUUAUUAUGAAACACUGCCUAAUUAUCUGCAAAAUCCAUAUUUUGUGCCAUGGGAUGAUGAAAGUUUUUGUAACCCUUUUGAUGGAGAGUAUUUGAGAGACGAUGGGUUUUGA